CUUUCAGUCUCAGAGGAGAGAGAAAGAGAGAGAGCAGGAGGAGUGUCGCUCGCACCGCGCUGUGUGGCUGAAGGAGGCGCCACGGCGGAGCUGCACUCAGCUCCUCAUCCACUCACCUGCCUCCAGUUCACACACAAGCGAGGGCACGAGAGUUGACAGAACGACUGAAAACUGAAAGAAACCGGAGAAGAGUGAAAGAUAAUUAGGGGAGAAAGAAACGACAGCGGAAACUCAAAUCGAGAGAGACAAAUCAAAGAACAACAGCAGUUUUUCUUCAUGUGUGCAGACAUGGGCUGUAAGUUGCAGAAGCCUCGAGGGUCAGAUGAAGCUCCAGGGAAGAUUUUCUCCACUCUUAGAAGAGCACAAGUGGAGACACACUCAGGAGUGGCCUAUACAUACCACUUCCUGGACUUCCUGUUAGGAAAAGAAGAGGUGGCAGUGUCCUCAUUGCUGUGUCUUUCGUCAGUCAGAGAGCUUCCGCUACAGGUGUGUGAGUUGUAUCAGAAGGGAUUCGUACUGGCUGCAGUCCAUCCCUUUGUUCACUCCUGCGGCCCUGUUAGUGCUAACCUUCAGAAGCAGUUACACCGAGCCGUGCUCAUCCGAGAAACACACAGUGGUUCUGAGAGUGGCCUGCUGAACUGGGUUGAGCCUUAUCUCACGACAGACGUGUGUUACCUCGGUCACCAGGACCCUGACCCAGAAGUUAUACAGGGCUAUGUGAAAAAGAUGCAGGAUUUGGCUGAUCAGGGUGAUCUGUUUGUGGGUUUUUUGCCACAACCCGGUGGAGGUCCAUAUUUCCUUGGUCACUGGGAACCAGAAGAUCUUUCCUCCUUGCACUCCAGUCCCUGUUCUGUGCAUCAGGGACCGCCGACCCUCAGCCCUGCGAGCGAGGAGAGCCCACAGGAUAGAGACAACGGGGAUCAUCGAAACCAGAAUCGUACAAACUUUAAUUCAGACAAUGAAGACUUUAUGAGCCACAGCUUUCAAAUACAAAGCCCUGAGACCAGCCAUUGUUGGAAUAAUCAGAAUCCUUUCACUGAGAACCAUCAGUGUCCAAAUUAUCAGUACUUAAAUGUUGAAGGUGAGUGUACGCAAUCUGAGGGUUUAAAGAACCAAGUGCCAUCGCAUGAGUUUAUAUUACGCUCUUGUGCACCAGAGCAACGUCAGACCCAGAGUAUUAGAAUGCAGCCGAACUUGCCCUGCUGUGAUUUGGCAGAAAACAACAAAAGAGAGCACAGAGAGCAGGUCAAAAGCCAAGACAAACACAGCAAGCGCACCGGAACCUCCCCGAUGCUGAAUCGUGUGCAGGUGUUCGCGCUGUACAAUCAUUCGAUAGUUCUGGCGGGAUCGCCGAAGUUUUUUUCUUUGAGGGUUCCACUGCAGGUGCGCAGGGAGGCGGGACUUGUUAACUCGAUUGAAUCCCAUUGGCUGGACCACAUGACGCAGCACUUCAGAAGUGGCGCGCAACUCAUCGAUGGCUACUUUCACCUGGGAGACGAUGCAGCAUCUUCUUGCACUGUGGACAGUGUUUUUAUCUUCCAAAGUGCUUCAAGUGAUGCCGGGCCAACCACAGUGUAUGACGCCAUUGUUGUUGAGCAAUGGACUGUUAUUGAUGGCGUUGCAGUGAAAACAGACUACAUCCCUCUGCUUCAGUCUCUGGCUCCAUAUGGCUGGAGACUAAUGUGUGUUCUGCCCACUCCCAUCGUCAAAAUGAAAAGUGAUGGAAGUUUGGCCACAAAACAGAUCCUCUUCCUCCAGAGACCCACGCUGCCUCGCAAGAGGAGAGACUUGACAAAACUGCACCUCAGAGGUCAAAACAAAAGGAACUUAAAUAAUAAAAGGACACCAGAGAGGGAGAUAUCACCACUGGCAACAAUUGAGAGAGAAAUGGAACGAAUGGAGAGAGAAAACACAAGUCUGAUGAGACAACGUGAGAUUAUCCAGAAGGAAAAUGGGCAAAAUUUGCCAGAAAGCCCAGAGAGGAGAGAUCAAGCGGAAAGGACGGUGGAAUUCCACAGGCAGAGGAUAGACAUCUCAAACAUCAGCCCUGCAAAAAAGGAUGGAAUUACAAACGGCAAUCAGGAAUUAAAGCGCACAAUUACAUGUGGUAAACAUGAGGACGUGCGAGUGGUCGUAACAGAGAGAGCUUUAUUCUCUGGAGUGUGCUGACAGUAUUCAUUUAUGGAUAUUUAACCAUUACAAUUUGUUCUUGUUUAUUCAGGCAGAACACACUCUCGUCAGGCCUGUGCCUGGGCAUAUACAUCGGCAAUGGCAAGAGAUUCUAACAAAUAUGUGAAAACAUUUGUUUGAGGGGCUCUCAAUAUCUGUGUAACAACUCGCUUUACAUACAGUAUUAGUGUAUGCAAUAUAUUGUGCACUAGCUCAAAUGCAUAAAAUCCACAAGAUGUUCAUUUAUUUCAUCAGUAAGUAUUGCAUCAGUUAUUUCAUUUAUUUAUAUCAGUGAGGAUGGCAGUAACUAAUGUCUGAAUUUGUAAAGUAACAGUAAGUGAACGUCUGUGAGACAGUUAAUGGUGUAAAUAAAAGCUCUCAAUAAUGGGCUUCUGAUGCAAAUUAAAAGAGCAUCAUUUGAAGAAACAGCUCACAGUUUU
Cyprinus carpio (common carp) is the source of this 2609-nucleotide messenger RNA. RefSeq names its product raftlin-like. The record is from RefSeq and is a predicted model, not a curated record. Lineage: Eukaryota; Metazoa; Chordata; Actinopteri; Cypriniformes; Cyprinidae.